CUCGCUCGCCUCAGGCCGGUCUCUAGAGGGCGCUGCCGAAAGACCGCACGCGAAGGAACGCGACGCGAAACGCGCAUAAAUUUGGGCGCCGCCGCUGCCCGUCGCUGGCGUCCUCAAGAUGGCGGCCCCGCAAGAUGUCCACGUCCGUAUCUGUAACCAAGAGAUUGUCAAAUUCGACCUGGAGGUGAAAGCGCUUAUUCAGGAUAUUCGAGAUUGUUCAGGACCAUUAAGUGCACUUACUGAACUAAAUACUAAAGUAAAAGAGAAGUUUCAGCAAUUGCGGCACAGAAUACAGGAGCUUGAGCAGUCAGCUAAAGAGCAAGACAAAGAGUCAGAGAAACAAGUUCUGCUCCAGGAAGUGGAGAAUCACAAAAAGCAGAUGCUCAGCAAUCAGACCUCAUGGAGAAAGGCUAAUCUCACUUGCAAAAUCGCUAUCGACAAUCUAGAGAAAGCACAACUUCUCCAGGGAGGAGACCUCUUAAGGCAAAGGAAAACCACCAAAGAGAGCCUGGCCCAGACGUCCAGUGCCAUCACGGAGAGCCUCAUGGGGAUCAGCAGGAUGAUGUCCCAGCAGGUCCAGCAGAGCGAGGAAGCCAUGCAGACGCUAGCCAAUUCUUCCCGGACUAUCCUGGAUGCAAAUGAAGAGUUUAAGUCCAUGUCAGGGACCAUCCAGUUGGGACGGAAGCUUAUCACAAAAUAUAAUCGCCGAGAGCUGACGGACAAGCUUCUCAUUUUCCUUGCCCUGGCCCUUUUCCUUGCUACGGUCCUUUAUAUUGUAAAAAAGCGGCUCUUUCCAUUUUUGUAAGAUCUGGAAUUACCAGCUUUUGCCCAUUAAGCUCCAGUGUCAGGAUCUGUCCAUGCUUCUGAGCUCAGCCCAGGCUGCCAAACCGGUGCACACCUCGUACACCUCUGCGGCCUGCUCAAAGUGCUCAUCAGGUGGUUUGCGGACCCAGCCCCCCAGCUUUCUGCAGGCAGCCGGCUGGCCUGUGGAAGGUGAGUAGAGCAAGAGGAAGCCUGUUACCAGGACACCUGCAGGACACAGGGACUCCAGGAGCCAUCACCCGGUGUGUGUGGCUGUCCCAUGGGGCAUGCAGAGGCCAGCCUUCAGGAUUGGAUCCUCCUCACUCUACUUCUCCUGCUAUAGCCUUAAUGCCAGAUCUGGAAGGAAGAGAGAAUUGGGGAGAAGAAGGAUAAGGAAAACUCAUGUCCAUUCCUUGAAUAAACUUGACUAGAUUUAAUAGAAUGAAAUGCAUGUGGAUUUAUAAGGUAUCCUUCUGGGAAUGUGUAUCCUGUUUUUGAUGUCCAGAUUUCUUUGACAUAAACUUAGAUCAUUUAUUUGUUCAUUCAACAAAGGAUUAUUAAGCGAUAGCCACAUGCAAUGUAUUACAGACACUGCUGACUGUUACAAAUACUUGGUAAAGCAGCUGUGGUUCCUCCCUCAGGGAGCAAGAAGAACAAGGUCUCGUAUGCGCUAAAAAAGUAGGUUACAGAAAGCCCCCACAGGAGGUGGCUGACACCACAUCUAAAAAGGCUCAGGCAGACAUCCUUCUCUUUCUGUGUACCGUGGUGGGCCUGGCCUGGGGGUGUGCCAUGUCUUGGGGGCUGGCGCAUGUCUCUCUGAGGUCCAGAGCUAAAUAUAACCAUGAGAGCAGGGCUAGUGAUAAGCUGAGGCCUGUCUGGACCUGAGUUCUGUUGAGGCCUGGGGGAUACUAGGGCUCAGGCUGGGAGAUGUUAGUGUCUCCUUAUGCUAUAGGCCUGACUGGCCUCACUUAUGAAAUCCAGCCUCCCCACUAUUUAUAGCCCCAGAGGCCCUGGGAGGUGUAACGUAAAGGCAGAGGGGAAAGUGGAAAGAACAUGGACUUUGAACCUUGGUUUUGAGUCUCGGCUCUACUAUAAGGGACUAUGUGACCACAGGCAAGUUACCUUGUGUCACUAAGCCUCAGUUUCCCCACGUGUAAAGUGGGGGUGCUAGUCCAUGUAGACAUUUGUAGAGUCAAAAUGAGAAUCAGACAAGAAUGUAAAGUAACAAAUGCAGCUUCUGUCUGACUGGACAGUGGGCUUCCCGAAUGGGGCCACCUCCAGGACUCUGGGCCCUGAGGUUUCCUGCAGCAAACGGGCUUCAGUGAAAGCUGGCCUGGGCAUCGGAGGUUCUGUUUAGAUCUGCUUGAGCAGAGGGAGGGUGUGAACAGUUACGGCUUCAGUUACGAAGUGCCAGAUUGUCACAGGACCAAGUAUGUAAGAGAUUGGCUGCACACCUCAGACUAGUUAAUGAGCACGUUCUAGGUUAAGUGUGUGUGUGUGUUUGUGUGUGUACAUGGUACAGAUACACACUUCUCUAUAUAUAUCAUUCUUAAACAAUUUCUGGCCUCAGAAGACACUCAGUGCAAAAUGUACACGCAUGUGUCUUAUUUAUAGUCAAAUUAAAGCUGAGAAUAAAGCACAGAUGGGAAAUUCCCACUCAGAUUCCAGCUGUAAGUGCAGCAGAUGGAUGUUAUCAAUUUAGGAUUUUCUUGUCUUAACAUUUUUCUUUACUACUUCCCACUAAUUGUCAACAUCCUCCUUACAAUAUGGGAAUGUGUGGGCUCUGUACUCCUUAAAAAAAUCUCCCUUUGACUUUAUUCUUCUUUAACUUACUUCCUUCUCCAAAUAGGUUGAAUUUGAAAUGUCAUCAGUAGCAUUAUGUCUUGCAACCCCAAUCACCCAGCCACGGGGAUUCAAAAUCAUCCCCAAGUGAGUGGGCUGGCUGGGCAGAAAGCAGCCAUUGCCAUGUUCAACCGUGAGGGGGCAGUGUUCACAUUUGCUCUGUGGUCUUGCUGUGUUUAGGACUCCCCAUCAGUCGACG
This is a messenger RNA of Enhydra lutris kenyoni (northern sea otter), 2842 nucleotides long. RefSeq names its product BCL2 interacting protein 1. Gene Ontology annotation, biological process: retrograde vesicle-mediated transport, Golgi to endoplasmic reticulum. The record is from RefSeq and is a predicted model, not a curated record. Gene Ontology annotation, cellular component: endoplasmic reticulum; SNARE complex. The coding region runs from base 119 to 805 and encodes 228 amino acids. The transcript is spliced from 6 exons. Gene Ontology annotation, molecular function: SNAP receptor activity. NCBI's taxonomy places the organism in Eukaryota, Metazoa, Chordata, Mammalia, Carnivora, Mustelidae.